Messenger RNA from Erigeron canadensis, 2381 nucleotides. RefSeq names its product probable galacturonosyltransferase 4. The transcript is spliced from 9 exons. NCBI's taxonomy places the organism in Eukaryota, Viridiplantae, Streptophyta, Magnoliopsida, Asterales, Asteraceae. Bases 176 to 2098 code for a protein of 640 amino acids. The record is from RefSeq and is a predicted model, not a curated record. Gene Ontology annotation, molecular function: polygalacturonate 4-alpha-galacturonosyltransferase activity.
UUCAAAUCUAUCUAUAUAUUUUGUGACAGCUCCACUCUAAUUUGGGUCUCCUCCACAUAUUUUUCAUUGAUGUAAACCCUAAAUUAUACAUAUUCAAUUCAGUUAAAUAAUAAAAAGUGCAUUAAGAUUUGAGCAUACAAAAUUACUAGUACAAAACAAGUGGUUGGGGAUUUAGAUGAAGAUGAACAAGAUGAGAGUCAGAGUCCCAGUCCUAAUUUUACUAUUUGUGACCGUUGUUGCCCCUCUCGUUCUCUUCACUGACACAAGAAUCGCUACUUUUUCUUCUUUUUCAACAUUUGAAUUCAACCAGGAAGAGCCUUCUUCAAUACUUUCAUUAAAUCGUGACGUGAGACCCCUAAAUUUGCUUCCGCAGGAGUUACCAUCGAAAGAAGCAGAAAAAGAACCACUGGGUGAUGUUCAUUUAGAAAAUGUAACCACAUCGGUUCCGAAACACCCUUUUGGAUUUGUUGAUGUUGAAAGCUCUAGGAAAACUAGACAGCUUAACGAAGAAUCCAAGGACAAUAUUUUCUCAGAUCCCAUGAUCCAGCAAGUGACAAACAAAUUGGAAUCAAAAGCAGGAGAAGAAGAAGCUGGAAACACGGAAACUGUCACGAUGAAGGAAACAAAACAAGGUGGAAAUUUCAUUGAAUUGGCGCAUAAACAUGGUAAAAGGGAACCUGCAAAAACCAAAAUCGAGAAACCCAAUGAACCUGUUUUCGUAGAUGCCCGUGUUCGUUACCUCAAGGAUCAAUUGAUUAGGGCAAGAGUGUACCUUUCCCUUUCAGGGACGAGAACCAAUGCUCAGUUUAGUAGGGAACUUCGGUUGCGUAUGAAGGAAGUCCAAAGAGCACUUGCUGAUGCAACCAAGGAUGCAGAUCUACCAAAAAAUUCUUAUGACAAGCUGAAGGCAAUGGACCAGACUUUGGCUAAGGGCAAGCAAAUUCAGGAUGACUGCACUGCCAUUGUGAAAAAACUUCGUGCUAUCAUUCACUCCACCGAAGAACAAUUGCGGGUGCAUCAGAAACAAGCCUUGUUUUUGACUCACUUAACUGCCAAAACUGUUCCUAAGGGUCUUCAUUGUCUAUCCUUACGCCUUUCGACUGAAUACUAUUCUUUAAAUUCUUCUGCACAACUAUUCUCAAAUAAAGAAAACCUAGAGGAUUCCAAGCUGUUCCACUAUGCAUUGUUUUCGGAUAACGUCUUAGCUACAGCAGUAGUAGUCAAUUCAACUGUUACCAAUGCCAAGCAUCCUUCAAAACAUGUUUUUCACAUUGUCACCGACAAGCUCAAUUUUGCUGCAAUGAGAAUGUGGUUUCUUGCAAAUCCACCUGGUAUGGCUACAAUACAAGUUCAGAACAUUGAUGAAUUUACAUGGUUGAAUGCAAGCUAUAGCCCAGUUCUGAAGCAACUGGCUUCUCAGAAUAUGAUUGAUUAUUAUUUCAAAACACAUAAGGCCGAGUCUGAUUCAAAUCUGAAGUUUCGCAACCCAAAAUAUCUGUCAAUGAUGAAUCAUCUUCGAUUUUACCUUCCAGAAAUUUUUCCGAAACUGAAUAAAGUGGUGUUCCUGGAUGAUGAUAUAGUGGUCCAGAAGGAUCUAAGUGGUCUUUGGUCUAUUGAUCUGAAGGGCAAGGUGAUUGGUGCUGUUGAGACCUGUGGAGAAAACUUUCAUCGGUUUGACCGCUAUCUUAACUUUUCAAACCCUAUCAUAGCUAAAAACUUUGACCCACGUGCUUGUGGAUGGGCAUAUGGAAUGAAUGUAUUUGAUUUGGAUGAAUGGAAGAAGCAAAACAUCACAGAUGUUUAUCACACAUGGCAAAAUUUGAAUCAUGAGAGACAAUUGUGGAAGUUGGGGACAUUGCCUCCUGGUUUGAUAACAUUCUGGAAACGUGUUUACCCGCUAGAGAGGUCAUGGCAUGUGCUUGGGCUUGGGUAUAACCCAAGUGUGAGCCAGAAGGAUAUAGAAAGAGCAUCAGUGAUACACUACAACGGGAAUUUGAAACCAUGGCUGGAGAUAGGGAUACCCAAGUUUCGAGGAUACUGGAACAGGUUUGUGGACUACGGUCAGGGGUACAUGCGGGAUUGCAAUAUGAGCCCCUAGUAGGCAGGGAUGAAGCAGAAUUGGGGCAAUAAGUAGUACGAGUAUAUAUUCUUUGAUUUGUCAUAAUGUUGAUGGUUAGUUUCCUCUUAUAUUACACAGCCGUGUGAAAGAGAAGCCUGCCAUGCAUUAUGUGAUUUUGUUGUAAAGGAGCAAGAGAUUGAUGUUAAAAAAUAGUUGGUGAUUGAUUUGUGUGCAUGUUGUAUCGUCCAAUGAUUCAUCUUGGGUUUGUAUUGUUUUCUUUGCACCCAGAAAAGGAUGAUAUGAAUGUCUAUUUUGUGUACAA